Papaver somniferum (opium poppy) is the source of this 531-nucleotide messenger RNA. RefSeq lists its product as uncharacterized. The coding region runs from base 1 to 531 and encodes 176 amino acids. The transcript has a single exon. The record is from RefSeq and is a predicted model, not a curated record. NCBI's taxonomy places the organism in Eukaryota, Viridiplantae, Streptophyta, Magnoliopsida, Ranunculales, Papaveraceae.
AUGGGUUAUUUCUUAGUCGAUGGUAUCUAUCCAAAGUUGACUACAAUUAUACAAGCUUUCAGUCAGACAUUGGACAUUCUAGAGUAUGUGAGAUUUAACAAGUAUCAAAUGGAUAAAAGAAAGGACGUCAAGCGUGCUUUUGGAGUGCUUCAAGCUAAAUUUCGAAUUGUCGGAUCACUGUGUAAGUAUUGGUAUGAACAUAACUUGAACCUAAUUAUGAAAUGUUGUCUUAUUUUACACAACAUGAUCAUUGAGCAUGAACGUCGGGAUAUGGAUUGGGGCAGAGUUGUUUCUGUUCCGAUUCCAGAACCUACCAAUGAAGGUCGUGUUUUUAUGUCAUUUCUGAAAACCCUAGAAAUGCACCUACAAUUAAGAACGGAUCUUGUCAAGCACAUUGCUGCAUGUCCGGUAGAGGAGGCCAGGCAUGGGACUUGUCUAGUUUGGAGGGUUCAUAUAUGGAAUACGUGGUACUUCCAUCAUCAGAUGGAGAUUAUGAUAUACGGAUUUAAAAGAAGAAAUUGUUCCCGGUGA